UGUUGUUUUUUUUUUUGUUUUUUUUAAUGUAUUUGUUUUGUCUAUUGAUUAUGCUUCAAAAGUUGACAAAAAUAUUUGGAAUGUCAAACGUUUAAACGUCAAUUUUUGGUUCAUAGUAUUUUUCUAACUGAUUGUUUUUGCACGCACACUGUCAAACAUUGCGGCCUCGUUUAGUCAUGUGUACCCACUUCCUGACUUUAACACGAAGCGCUUAGGAUUUGGAUUGGUAACUCAGUCGAAGUUUUGGAAGGUAAAAAUUCCAUCUGUUCAUGGUGUUGACUAUUUUAAACAUUUUUUUGUCAGAUUUGUAUGUGUUGAUUGAACUUGGAUUCAUCAGUUUAAGUCAAAAGCAGAGGAUAAAGGCGGGACUACUUCUACCGGCGGAGCAAGACGAGGCACUGACCACUCUGACUGCAAGGAGGAGAGCAGCCAGCCAGCUAGAGGGGAUGGUACACGCUUGGGGUGGUUUAGGAGAUGAUGCGUCGUGUGGAUGUACUGCUUGUGUGGCCCUGCAAGUAAAACCUGAUCUCGACGCGGCGGCCAAUUUGCACGGCGUGGCGAGAAGAAAGCGCGGGCGGCGUCGAUGAGCAGACCUCAUCACCUCUCUGCCACCUUUAAUUUCACAGUAAAAGCCAUCAAGAAAGGCCUCAGUUCCUGUGCACCUGCUGACCUUUCACAAUAAGAGACAUCCAGAAAAAGAGAAAGAAGACAUCCAUCAGCAUGCCCCGGGGGGGCGCCCUUUUCAGUGGCCUCGGUGAUACGGAGCCGGCGUGAAGAUGGACCGCUGCAAGCACGUGGGGCGUCUGCGUCUGGCCCCGGAUCACUCCAUCCUAAACCCGCAGAAGUGGCACUGCGUGGACUGCAACACCAGCGAGUCCAUCUGGGCCUGCCUGGGCUGCGCUCACGUGGCGUGCGGGCGCUACAUCGAAGAGCACGCCCUGCAGCACUUCAAGGAGCAGCGUCACCCGCUGGCCAUGGAGGUCAACGAACUCUACGUCUUCUGCUACCUGUGCGACGACUACGUGCUGAACGACAACGCCACGGGGGACCUCAAGCUGCUGCGGAGCACGCUGGCCGCCAUCCAGAGCCAACGCUACGAGGUCACCACCCGCAGCGGGCGCACCCUCCGCUCGGCCGGCGAGGCGCCCACGCCCCGCGGCGCCAGCGAGCUGCAGCUCCGGGACGAGGACCGCAUGUUCACCGCCCUGUGGCACCGCCGCCUGGCGCUGGCGGCUCGCGUCUUCCGCCUCUGGUUCGGCCUGACCGGCCGCGGCCGGGCCAGGCAGGAGGAGGAGCGGCGGCGGGCGGAGGCGGAGGAGCGCAAACUGGAGGCCAGGGAGCGAAGGCGGGCGCUCAAGAGGCAACUCCGGGAGCAACUGGAGCACGCCCCGCUGAGGAAAAGCCUCCGUUUACGUCGGAGGACUCGCCGAGCGUCGGAAGGCGCCGGCGCUGCCGCGAUGCCCGAAAAGACCAAAACGCCGCCGGCUCCCCUCGCCCGCCGGUCACGCACCGCCUCCGCGCCGACCCCCAAAAAAAACGCGCGCCGGAAAAAUGCUCGAGCCGAAUCCAAAAGUCCUUCUUCCGGCGGCAAACCCAAACGCGAGCCCCCCCGCCAAAGCGCCGGCCGGCAAAAGCGGGCCGCCGAAGAGGGCGGCUCGCCCUUCAAGCGGCGCCCCGCCGUCACUCCCGGGGUGACGGGUUUGAGGAACCUGGGUAACACGUGCUACAUGAACUCUGUCCUGCAAGUGCUGAGUCACCUGCGCGGCUUCAGGGAGUGCUUUCUGCGCCUGGACCUGGCGCAGACGCCGGAGCUGCUGGCGUCCGCCGCGCGGGGCCGGCCGGCGGGCGAGGCCCCGCCCCGUCGGAGCCCGGCGGGGGCGGGCCUGAGCGGCGGCGCCUCGCGGGGAGGCAGCAUGGAGCUGAUCCAGGCCAAAGAGCCCGGCUCCAAGCGCGUCUCCCUGUGCCACGAACUGCGCACGCUCUUCCGGGUGAUGUGGUCGGGCAAGUGGGCGCUGGUGUCGCCCUUCGCCAUGCUGCACUCGGUGUGGCAGCUGAUCCCGACCUUCCGCGGCUACGCCCAGCAGGACGCCCAGGAGUUCCUGUGCGAGCUGCUGGACAAGGUGCAGCGGGAGCUGGAGAGCACAGCCGCGCGUGCCGCGCACAAACGCCUCGUCAAGCAGGUCCUCGGCGUGGUCAACACCAUCUUCCGCGGCCAGCUCCUAAGCCAGGUGACGUGCGUGUCCUGCGAGCGACGUUCCGACACGGUGGAGUCCUUCUGGGACCUGUCGCUGGAGUUCCCCGAGCGUUACCACAGCAACGGCGCCCGCGACUCUGCCGCGCAGACCUCCUGUCACCUCACCGAAAUGUUGGCCAAGUUCACCGAGACGGAGGCGCUGGAGGGCGACAUCUACGCUUGCGACUACUGUAACUCCACGCGAAGGCGGCCCUUGUCCAAAGUCGUCGUCCUCACGCCGGCGCAAAAACAACUGACGGUCCGCAAAAUGCCUCAAGUGCUACGGCUUCACCUGAAGCGCUUCAGGUGGUCCGGUCGCAACCACCGGGAGAAAAUCGGCGUCCACGUCAGCUUCGACCAGCUCCUCGACAUGGAUCCGUACUGCUGCGGCGAACCCGGGCGCUACCUGUACGAGCUCUCCGCCGUGGUGAUGCAUCACGGGAAAGGCUUCGGAUCGGGCCACUACACUGCCUACUGUUACAACUCGGCGGGAGGUUUCUGGGUUCACUGCAACGACUCCAAGAUGAACGUGUGCUCCGUGGACGAGGUGUGCCGAGCGCAGGCCUACAUUCUCUUCUACACGCAGACGGUCGCUCGGGGCAAAGACCGGCCGCCGUAGGAACGGCCUAAUUGGGCCACGAGGUAGCCGCUUGAGUGUACGGUUAGAUUUUAAAUCGAAUGAACUGCCAGAUCUGCCACCCGUUGUUGAAAGCGCUUUAAUUAACAUUGGCUAGCAUCGCAGCAAAACAUAAUCGUGUUAAAUGGCUGCGAUUUCAUGGUGGCAGGUCUUUUUUUUCCCCCCCUUGACAGAUGAGCUAAAGUGCCCUUAAACAAAUGUAUUUUUCUAGUGCGAGCUUUUUGCCUGAGGAAUGUAUAUUUUGAAUUCCAGAUUCAACACCAUGUAUACAUACACAAGACACGGGGAUUUGAACUCUUCCAAAAUGGAGGAUUCUGUACAAAAAGUUUCCUUGAAAGCACAUGUUUGUUUUGAGUACUAUGCAAAUUGUUACCUCACUUUGUUCUUGAGAAAUGACCUCAAUAAAUGAGAAUAUUUUUCCACUUUUCUACUAAAAAAGAUGGACGUCCGUAGAUGAGCAAAUUCCUUUAAUCUUCUUUUCCUUACAAAAACAUUCCGGGGAGUGGAAAAGGGCGAGCGACAGAAGCCGUACGGACCGACCGAACGUAGCUUAUCCGGCACGCGUGUGGGAUGGGAACGGAUAGAAAAGUCAGAAAGCGAGCCCGUUCAGUAGUCGUCUCCCCGGCUCACCACCUCCUUGCAGGUGGGCCUGAGCAAGAUGGUGUGCUCGAACUGCGCCGUGUAGCAGCCCUUGGUGUCGCAGAGCGGCGGGUAGGGGUCCACGAUGCCCAGGUCGCACAGGUUCUUCAGCGCCAUCAGGUACUUGCUCUCCCCCAGGCGGUCCAGCCAACGACGGCAGAACGCCAGCGUGCCAAAGUUCUCGUUGAUCACGUUGAGGAGGUGCUUGGCCCGCGGGAGCCUGAGGCGGACAGAGCGGGUAAGUCGCCCGCCGUCGCACCAAAAACAAAAAAGACCGACCUGAUCGGCACGUGUCCCACGUCAAAGUUCUUCAUGUAGUGCGAGCACUCCAUGUCGUCGUGAACGACGCCUUUCCCCGUGCUGCCGAACGUCUCGAUGGCGUACACCUCGCCUUCCUGCCGCCGAAAAUGAAAAAGGUCAUCGGGGGAACGCCCGUCGGGACUCUAGUACCCACCUCCAUUUUAGUGGCUUCUCCUCCUUUAACGAUGGGCACCGUCUUUCCGGCGUGUAUUCUGUACUGGCCGAUGGAAUGCCCGUUGAGGUUUCGGAUAGGUUUCACUGCGGGGGGAGGGAUUUCAUUCUUUUAGCACCGUUCGUCAUGCUCUCAAUUUGCACUUUUCUGUCUUUGAGCGAACUCGAGGAACGCGUCACCUUGGUACGUUUUUCCAUCGAGCUCCACUUCGUAGGACUCCAUGACUUCCUGAAUGGCCUCGCCGACGUCACACAGACGCACGUCGAUUCCGGCGUUCUGCGGGAGACAGCGGUGUGAGUUUAUGCGCACGUGACCCACCCAAAAAUUCUUCAGGCGCUACUUUGAUGCCCGUGUUGGUGGCGUCCUUGACGGCUUCCAGCAGCUUGUCGUACUUUGGGUUGAAGGUGACGGUGAAGGCACAGUCGAUGAUUCGCCCUAGCGGGCGGCGGCGAACGGUUAGUCGGCCGUUCGGGUCAAAGGUCGCUCGCCGGGUUUACCGUUGACGUGCGUGCCGAAGUCGAUCUUGCACACGUCGUCGUACUGCAGGACGGUGGGGUCGCCGGCGUUGGGAGUGUAGUGCGCGGCGCAGUGGUUGAGCGAGCAGCCGGUGGGAAAGGCCAGGCCGGCGUGCAGCUUGUUCUCCUUGAUGAGCUUGCGGGAGCAGUCCUCCAGACGCUCGCUGACGCCGAAGAAGCAGCUCGGCGUCAUCGAUCGGCGCGGCCGAGGGGAAGGAAAGGGUAUCCUCACCAUAUUUCGAUCAUGGUCAUCCCGGGUUUGAGGAAGC
Messenger RNA from Corythoichthys intestinalis (scribbled pipefish), 4765 nucleotides. It is a transcript of the gene usp44, whose product is annotated as ubiquitin specific peptidase 44. The transcript is spliced from 11 exons. NCBI's taxonomy places the organism in Eukaryota, Metazoa, Chordata, Actinopteri, Syngnathiformes, Syngnathidae. The record is from RefSeq and is a predicted model, not a curated record. Gene Ontology annotation, cellular component: cytoplasm. Gene Ontology annotation, biological process: protein deubiquitination. Gene Ontology annotation, molecular function: cysteine-type deubiquitinase activity; zinc ion binding. Bases 777 to 2852 code for a protein of 691 amino acids.